ACUUUUUCCAAGAAGCAAAUGUUGCGGCUAUUUUCUAGGCCAUCCUCUAAACUUGUUCAUACUCUACUAAAACCCAACUCCAAUCACCCCCAUUACAACUACCACAAAUCUAGUCUUCAACUACAAGACACAUUUUUACCUUUGCUUAAAAAAUGUUCCAACGAAAAUCACAUUUAUCAAACUCAUGGCUUCAUGGUACAUCGUGCUUUAGAUCAAGACAACUUUAUUUUCAGCCAAUUCUUCCACACAUGUUCCUCCCUUGGCUUUGUCAGCUAUGCAUAUUCAAUUUUCACUUCAAACCCAAAUCCAAACAUAUAUCUUUACAAUACUUUGAUCAGUAUUUUCUCAAGACAACAACAUUUAUCUAAGGAUGCAAUUUACCUUUAUAAACAAGCUCGAGCCAUUGGCUUAUAUCAUGAUACUUACUCUAUCCCUUUUGUGUUGAAUGCUGUAACCUGUCUCACCACCUCUAGGCAAAUUCACUGUGAAGCUAUUUUAACUGGAUUGAACAAUGAUGUACAUGUAGCAACGUCCCUUGUACGGAUGUAUUCUUCUUUUGGGUGCAUUUCUGAUGCACGUAAGGUGUUUGAUGAAAUGCGUAACAAAGAUGUGGGCUUGUGGAAUGCCAUGAUAGUGGGUUAUGUUAAGGCUCAUGAUAUGGACACCGCCAAGUACCUGUUUGAUAAUAUGCUGGAGAAGAAUGUGGUUUCUUGGACUACCAUCAUUGCGGGCUACGCUCAGGGGAAUCAGUUUUCUCAGGCUAUAGGUGUGUUCAGGAAAAUGAUGAGUGUGGAGGUUAGUGCUAAGCCUGAUGAAGUAACCAUGUUAGCUACACUUUCAGCUUGUGCCCACUUGGGUGAGCAUGAGUUGGGUGAAUGGAUCCAUAGUUAUAUUAUAAAACACAGGUUACGUAGAACUGUGUCUCUUAACAAUACACUUAUUGAUAUGUAUGCAAAAUCGGGCAAUGUAAAGAAGGCAGUAGAAUUGUUUGAGAGCAUGGAAACAAGGAGUGUUGUUACAUGGUCAACAGUGAUUUCUGCAUUGGCUGUCAAUGGAUAUGGAAGAGAAGCAAUUAACAUGUUUUCUCGAAUGGAAAUGGUUGGAAUUAGGCCAAACAGUGUCACCUUUAUAGCACUAUUAUCUGCAUGUAGCCACGCUGGACUCGUGGAGGAAGGCAGAUUGUAUUUUAAGACAAUGGAAGAAAAACAUGGUAUUAGUCCUGACAUCAGACACUAUGGUUGCAUGGUUGAUCUUUUUGGGCGUGCUGGUUACCUCGAUGAGGCUGCAAAUAUGGUUAAAAUGAUGCCAUUUGAAGCAAAUGCAGCGAUUUGGGGAUCACUUCUUGCUGCAGCCAGGAACCAAGGUCAUGUUGAACUUGGGGAGCAAGCUCUGCAGCAUCUAACUGAAGUUGAACCACAUAAUAGUGGGAAUUAUUCCCUUGUGUCCAAUACAUAUGCUGCUCUUGGUAGGUGGAGUGAAGCUAGGGUAGCAAGAAAGAUCAUGAAGGACACAGGAGUCCAAAAGUUGCCAGGCAGUAGCUUCAUCAAAAUGAAAUAUAAAGUUUAUUAUUUCUAUUCAGGAGACAGAUCACAUCCUCAAUGUGAGAGAAUAUACAGAGUUCUAUCACACUUAAACAGGGUGUCAAAGACGGCACUGCAUGAAUAUUGGGGAUAUGUAGAGCUGCUUGAUGCUGAUAGCCCUCAAGAGGACCUCUUAUAAGACAAGAGUGGCAGGAAGUAUUUCCCAAUACAUUUUGUGAGCUCUCAAAGUGAAUAUUCCUUCUAAAUCCAGUGAAGAUGUUGUCCAUGGGUCUUCCUUUUUUGGUUUUCUUUCUCUUAGUGCUCUAGUUAUCAUUUUUUAUUAAAAUGGUAUAUAAACUACAUUGCCAUUUUCUGGCAAAAGUUCAAAUUUCCCCCCUUAAUAUUUACUUCCUACCAAAUACUCUAGCCAUUAUUCCUUUGUAUUGUAUUUGCACCAUUUCUCCAGCUUAGCAGAUGGAUCCUCAUUGCUUUUCACCACUAUCCACUUCCGCUGACACAUGUAAUUUUAAGAGCCACUUCAGCGGACACAUUUCUCUAGAGUGAAUGAUGCCCAUCUCUGGUUUCACUGAACAAUCUCCCUGAAAUGGAAAUUUCCUUUGACAAAUACUCUAGUACAGCGCAAAGAACCCCAAGAAUAUUCAUCACUUCAGCAUUAAUAGUAAUCAUUAUGGAUCUUAUCCCUCUUUACCACUCUUUUAAUUGGUACCCCCCAGAUUUAGUAGUCCAUCCAUCUGAACUAUCACCCACAUACCAUGUUGAGUAGCAGAAGAUAAAGAUUACAGACAGCCCAAUAUAUAGCAGAACCCUUAAAGUUACAACAGAAAUCACCAUGAUUAAUGGUGAAAUAGAGCCGCAUC
Solanum stenotomum is the source of this 2398-nucleotide messenger RNA. RefSeq names its product pentatricopeptide repeat-containing protein At5g56310-like. The record is from RefSeq and is a predicted model, not a curated record. The transcript is spliced from 2 exons. Bases 19 to 1719 code for a protein of 566 amino acids. NCBI's taxonomy places the organism in Eukaryota, Viridiplantae, Streptophyta, Magnoliopsida, Solanales, Solanaceae. Gene Ontology annotation, biological process: RNA modification. Gene Ontology annotation, molecular function: RNA binding; protein binding.